AUGUCUGAAGUCAUGGGCCUGCGUACGCAGAUUAUGGGUAUGUUCUUCCAAACAUUCUCACAGCGUCUCCNNAAUGCUAAGAUCCACGAUCUAGAGAACGUUCUUGCUCUCGAGCCCCAAUUGCUCGAGCCCAGAUGGCUGCUCUACUGCGAGAUCAAGUUCCACGAUGUCUUCACUGAGGGCGAUUCGGGCGAUGUCAUCAACCCAGAUGAUCAGACCUACACCAACUCAAAUGCUGGCGAGGCCAACAAGUCUAAGCACGAGCUCUACACCGUCGUUCUCGCUCUUUCUGAGCGCUUCGGCAGGACUACUACCAUUCGCAUCUGGAAGGACUCUGCUGCCACACCUGAACUCGCCUACAGAAACUUGCUCAAGCAGACUGCCCUCGCGCUCACCGACCACGGACAUGUCGCUAUGUGA
Messenger RNA from Aureobasidium vineae, 420 nucleotides. Lineage: Eukaryota; Fungi; Ascomycota; Dothideomycetes; Dothideales; Saccotheciaceae. The record is from the annotation of a GenBank genome assembly.